Pipistrellus nathusii (Nathusius's pipistrelle) is the source of this 324-nucleotide messenger RNA. The record is from the annotation of a GenBank genome assembly. Lineage: Eukaryota; Metazoa; Chordata; Mammalia; Chiroptera; Vespertilionidae.
AUGACUCAGCAACCAACUCUAGAGCAGGUUCUGAAGUUGUUCAGGAUGCUCAAAAUCUGUGUUCAAUUUAAACACCCUGAAUUGAAUUUGGGAGAUCACACUGGAAUGGCCAAUUGUGCUUGGCAAUUAUUUCCCAAUUUCUUUCAGCUGAAACCUGCCAUGACUGACCGCCAGCUCCUACACAAUUUGUUUUGGAGCUAUAAUCCCAUUACAGAUUUCCUUCUCUUUUAUGCUAGUCAUAUCUGUCCACCUUUUGCUCUAGACCCAAGGCCACAUCUCCAUCUCUCCCACACAGGAUCUACUUCAGCGUUACCCCUCAGGUAG